Messenger RNA from Tuber aestivum (summer truffle), 3272 nucleotides. The record is from the annotation of a GenBank genome assembly. Lineage: Eukaryota; Fungi; Ascomycota; Pezizomycetes; Pezizales; Tuberaceae.
AUGACAAUGGCUGCUUCGCCAGCUAGUCUUGAGGAGUGGAGGAACAGACUUUUUCAUGUAACGGAGGUGAUGACACUGACCGAGCAGGAGUAUUGCCCCUUAUCUACAACGCACCCCACCACCCCACUACAAUUUUUGAAUCGGAUCAACGCUAACUGUUUUUCUUUCUCUUCGGCUUGAUGCAUUGGCGGAAGCAGAUGGAUCACAUAUUGGCCUUACGUUGACAAUAUCUGGCAUCUUCCCCCCCACCUUAUUAACCAGUACUGCGUUGCUGAGAAAAUUAAUCAGGUCUCAUCGAUCUACGCAAAAGUCCAAGAAAGGACCUUUUCAAACUCAUUACUAUGAUUGCCGUCUCAAAGGGAGACCGCCGGGGACACCGCAGAAUCAAGAUCCAAAUAAAAAGAAGCGGAAGCGGGCUGCAAGGGAAAGGGACCUAUGCGAUAUGAAGAUAAAGGUAUUGGAGACGAUAGUGGAGGAUGGAAGCGGUGCAGGGAAGACAUUUACUAUUGAAAGAGUGAGAAAGGAAGGGCUCCCGCAGAGAGCGAGGAUCGGAGACCCAGCAGACGUUGGAGGCGAGAGCUCUGCGCCAGAUGGACAGGUUCUCGAGCAGCAGCUGGAAGAUGUUAUGGGUUUAGGAAUGGGGGAUGAACUGCAGCUGAAUGACUCAGGAGCAGGGGAUGGCCCGCACUCCCUAGGCAUACUAGCAUCCAACAAGGCUGUGGAUAUGGACCAAUAUGGAAUCCCAGGACUGCUAGGCGAGGUCCACCGACAUACGUUGGAGGAAAGUGAUCGUAUCAAGAAAUGCACAGUAGAGCGUGAAGGCAUCAAGCGCCAGAAAGAAAUGAAGAAAGUACAGGUGAGUUUAGCUCAGCUUUGCCAAUCUAUUCAUUGAUCGCUAUUCCCUUUCCCUCUCCAAUUCCUUUUCACACACCCCCCGUGCGCUCACGUCAGUUUCCUCCGGGGAAAGUGGUGUGAGCCUACACUAUAUCAUUAUACCCGAGGCUGCCGUUCCGGAAGCGAUGUCAUUCGUCUCCAGGUAUUGCUUCUCGCCUACGCAAUAUCACCACGCACAAUACAUGAUAAUCUAUGCUCACGCAAUGACGCUAUUUUCACCAAUCUCUUAUGGUUGGAUUCCCAGCAACCCCCCCUAAGCUUCUAUAUCAUUUCUAUGAUUUCCCACGCAUAUCAUGCGAUCAACUUUAUUCCAGCGCCAACUGGAAUCCAAUUCCCUUAAAAUCCUACCCAGCCCCAUAAGCACCAGGGAUAUGUCUGUUGACAGAUCUCCAAACUCACCUCCUCGGGGAGGUAUGUUUGGUGGGAAAUAUUCGCAGAAAACCUACCAUAAGAAAGCAUCAGGCCAAGCAUUACAGACGGUAAAGCGACACUCGAAGCCUAACGAGUUGAAGCUAUUUGGAAGUUGUUUCUGGUUUGUAUUCUCUACCUUACUAGCUUCUAACUCUGCUUCGUUUCUGAGGAAAGGGAACACAUCCCUCGCAUUUCCAAUCAGGCAGCAACAAUCAGUCGUCUAGCUAGCCUCCAUUUGCUAACUUUGAUUACCGAAUAGCCCCUUCGUUCAGAGAGUAUGGAUCGCACUUGAAGUCAAGGGACUUAAUUACCAAUACAUUGAGGUUGAUCCAUACAAGAAGCCUCAAAGUUUGCUGGAAAUUAAUCCAAGAGGGCUAGUUCCAGCAUUGAAACAUGGAGAGUAAGUUUCUUCACAACGAGAUUUCGGCGGUCGAGGAGCGUAGUCCAUGCAAUAAACCAAAUCAAAUUUGGGUUUCUAAUGUUUUUUGUUUUUGUUUUUUUUCCGAUGAUUUAGUUGGGGGUGUUACGAGAGUACCGUUCUACUGGAAUACCUAGAGGACCUCGAAGUCGGUACGGCCUUACUCCCCCAGCACCCGCAGUUGAAGGCAACAUCAAGGCUUUGGGUGGACCACGUAAACACACCCCUGUUUUUCUGGUUCCAGAUGUCUAUUUAGGAUGGAAUUUACAGAACCUGGGCACAGGUAAACCGUAAUAUCGUACCGGGGUUUUACCGCUAUCUGCAGGCGCAGGAACAAGGGAAGCAGACUGAAUACGCUGAAGAGCUAAGGGUUGAGGUCAGUCAGUUCACUACCCCCGAUACGACGAAAAGAGAAAGUGGACAAAAAAAGGACGGAAGAAAAAAGAGAAAACAAAGGGGAAAAAAUGGCAUACCAUACGGUAUCGCGCAGUACCCGAUGCAAAGCACGGUGCUAGCGGCAAGCCAACCCACAUGGCAGACAGCGUGACCCAUUUUGCUAUUCAGCGGCAUGUCACAUCUGCCGAGCUUCUCACAUCUCGCACCUUGCCGACAGUGGGACCAAGAUUGCAAAUCCUGAAUUCCCAUCAGAUCUGACUGCCACACCUUACACUUGACAUGUGUGGAUCACUGACGGUUCUGCGCUAUGCAUUGCAGAUCUCCAAAAUUGUUGACGCAGCAGAUGCUGCUGGUCCGUUUUUCCUGGUGAGCUCCAAUCCCGUGUCUAACCAGGGUUGCUCCACCCAUACCCCCGAAAUCCCGGGAGAGAGUCUUGCUAAGACAGCCAACCUGGGGGGAGAGCUUAAAUUUAUUUUUGGACUGACAUAUCCUCUGUGCGAUGGCGGUCACAGGGUCCAUACGUAACCUUUGUUGAUGUCUCAAUCGCUCCUUGGUUACUCCGGCUAUCAAGAGUCCUACAUCCAUACCGAGGCUGGCCUGUGGCCGACCCCGGCAGUAGGCUGGGGAUUUGGGUUAACGCGUUAGAGUCGAGUGAAGCUAUAAAGAAUACCGUGAGCUCUAGUGAUCUUUACCUGGAUUCGUACGAGAGAUACGCUGGUACGUCACGUGGCAGCCCCGUUGCUUUACUACAUCCGAAAGGGUUUUCGAAGCAAUGUGAAGGAAGGCAUGCAAUUGCCAGAAUAAAUAACGUUUGAUGAUCGAGUGACGAGGGGAAAGAUCAUUACAGUCACUGACUAUCACAUUUUUCACCUAGAGAAUCGCCCCGAUACCAGCCAGGUCGCGAAAGCGGUAAAUUCUGGUAGAGGGCUACCCUAAGUGUGGUUGAAAAAAAUUGAUAUGAUGAAAAAGGAGGAUGGGUUAAUUUUUAAUCACUUGUUUCUUUUCUAUUAUCGUUUCCUUCUUUGAGGACGAUGGGAGGACUCGGAAAAGGGUUGCGGUUUCCUUGUUCUUCCCUUCUUUGACGAGCAAGGAAUUUGGGGGGAGAGAGCGCACAGUACAAUUAGGGAUACAAAAAUUUACCGCGAGUGCUGUU